This is a messenger RNA of Naegleria gruberi, 336 nucleotides long. RefSeq lists its product as uncharacterized. Lineage: Eukaryota; Heterolobosea; Eutetramitea; Acrasida; Naegleriidae. The transcript has a single exon. Bases 1 to 336 code for a protein of 111 amino acids. The record is from RefSeq and is a predicted model, not a curated record.
AUGAAUACACUAGGUGGAGGAUUUCGUUUUGCACAACAACCAACACAAAAAGUUGAUUGGAGCAAGCUGUCGAUGAUAGAAAAGAUGCAACAUUUAGUUAAACAAAUUGGUGGUAAUUUAGUACAAUUCCAUUGGGCCUUGUUCCCAAUCUUCUUUUUGAUUGGCGUUAAUUAUACACCAUACGGACAUGCUCCACUUUCAUUCUCUACUAAAUUAUAUAGCUUGUUAGCCUUCCUUCCUCUCCCAAUUCCAAUGGCUCCUCUUGACCAACUUGAACAAACCUUCCAAAUGCAACAACAAGCCCAACAACAACAAAUGGGUGGAUAUCAAAUGUAA